This is a messenger RNA of Dunckerocampus dactyliophorus (ringed pipefish), 3036 nucleotides long. RefSeq names its product E2F transcription factor 7 (gene e2f7). Gene Ontology annotation, molecular function: RNA polymerase II cis-regulatory region sequence-specific DNA binding; DNA-binding transcription factor activity, RNA polymerase II-specific. Gene Ontology annotation, biological process: regulation of transcription by RNA polymerase II. The record is from RefSeq and is a predicted model, not a curated record. NCBI's taxonomy places the organism in Eukaryota, Metazoa, Chordata, Actinopteri, Syngnathiformes, Syngnathidae. Bases 191 to 2470 code for a protein of 759 amino acids. Gene Ontology annotation, cellular component: RNA polymerase II transcription regulator complex. The transcript is spliced from 13 exons.
CUCCCCUGGGCACUGGCAGUGUUGAAAUCCCAACAGCGGUGCAGGUAGCUGGGGGAAUGACUGCUUGCUUAUUGUAAAAGACCGAAAAUUAGCUGCUAUGAUAGUUUGACGAUCGUUUUCAACUGGAUCGAGUCGCAGUGGGACACUUUGGUAGACGGUGACACAAAAACAGCGGAAAGUUUUCCCCAAGAUGGAAGUCCAAUGCCUUGCACUUCAGGACCUCACAAGUCCUAGGAAAAGUUGCCCAGAGGGGGAUGGGGAUCGAAGGGAACAAAAGGAAAACAUAUGCACGGUGAGGAGGAGAGGCACGCCAUUGAAAUGUGCAGAGUCCUGCACCCCUGUUUUGAAGAGGGGAGGCGACACCCCUGGCCUGGAUCACGUCACCCCGAUCAAACACACCGCCACGGCCGAGCCUUGGACGCCCACGGCCAACCUGAAGAUGCUCAUCAGCGCCGCCAGCCCUGACAUACGGAAUCGUGAGAUGAAGGAGAAGAAAGUACUGUUUAGACCCAUAGAGAAUGAAUCGGAAAGUGUGGAUGUUGCAAGAGAAGAUGUAGAAGGUGGUCAGUUUGAAGCAGCAGUAGAAGAAGAUGAGGAUGCAGAAAAGAAGCCAAGCAGGAAGCAGAAGAGUUUGGGUCUGCUGUGCCAGAAGUUCCUGGCCCUCUACCCAGAUUAUCCGCCGUCAGACAAACCUAUCUUUAUCUCACUGGACGAGGUGGCGACCAGUCUGGGGAUGGAGCGGCGGCGCAUCUACGAUAUCGUCAACGUGCUAGAGUCCCUCAUGAUCGUAGGCCGCAUGGAGAAGAACAGCUACACCUGGUACGGACGCCUGAGGCUGGAGGCCACGCUGGAAGAUUUGCAGGAACGGGGCCACCAGCAGGGCUACCACCUUCACAUGGAGAACGCCACUGUGGCCGGCAGGGAGGCGGGGCCGAGCCACGAGAGCGACGGCGGAGAGGAUGACAGCAGCCACGCUGCUGGCAACAGGAAAGACAAAUCUCUGCGCAUCAUGAGCCAAAAGUUCGUCAUGCUCUUCCUGGUGUCUAAGACCCAGACUGUCACUCUGGAAGUGGCAGCAAAAGUUCUCAUCGAGGAGAGUCAGGACUCAUCCAGCCACAGCAAGUACAAAACCAAGGUGCGACGACUCUACGAUAUCGCCAACGUGUUGACCAGCCUGGGGUUGAUAAAGAAGAUGCACGUUCGAGAGGAGCGAGGCAGGAAGCCAGCUUUCAGGUGGCUCGGACCUGUCAAAUUUAACAAAUCAAGAAACUCUGAGAACGCCAUGGGCGUUGCCACACUUGAAGCCUGCCGGUCAAUAGCGGGCCAGGACCUCAGAAAAUCCAAGCUAGCACGCCACUCCUCUUUUAACAUCACCCCGACGUCUGUGGCCAUCCAGCGGCAGGUCAGCUCAGCGCCCAGCAGCCCAGGCAGGGAAAUAACAGGAUUUCCACAUCAGCCGGUGGAUUAUUCCAGAAAGACGCGAGCCAACGAGGCUGUCUGCAGGUUGCAGUUUGGAAACCCCAAAGGCAACAGCAGCAGCACAUUGGCUCAGCCCUCCCCUCAGACCACCGUGAUGGUGCCCACCCUGCAACCCGAGCAGCUCGUCACCCUCUCCUCGUCACCUCAAUGCCUGGCCUACCUGCCCAGCCUGUCCCAGCCCUCUGUGGUCAUGCUGUACAACCCGCCCAACAGGAGCGCGGCAGAGGGGGCGGCAGAGUGUCCGAGGUUGCCGAGCUUGGAGUGUGAGCAGGGGAGGAAAAGAAGAAGGGAAAUGGUGGAGGAGGAGCAGGAGGUCGUGGCAGUGAAGAGAAGCCCAUCGGGGCUGGAACGAGGAGACGAGAAAGCAGAAGGUCAAAGCGGCGUAUGCAAAUCAGCAUCAGAUGAGAGCAUCGCCAGCACCAGCCAGCCAUCACACUACCUCUACGUGCCAAACAAUGCAGGUCUGAAAAGCCUCAACUUCCUCUUCCCCACUGGCCAGCCACCAGCCCAUCUCCCGCUCCCUCCUGGCGCCGUUUCUCCCAUGGCGCUGCCCUACAUCCUGGUGCCUUCGUCCGCCUUCUCCCAGUACCCCCUGCUGGCCGGCGGCCGACCGCAGCAAGGCGGCGACCCCAAAGUGAGUUUCAACCUGCCCGCCCACUUUAUGAUGGCGGCCGCGCCCUACAGCGUAGCGGCGGCACCAGAAGUGGGCCAGGUGUCGCCCGUUUCUCCGCCUUCUACGCCGGAGCAAAGCAGGAAGGGCUACUCGGGGGUGUCGUUCCCACAUUCUCCACCGGGACAUCGGCAAACGGUCUGUGCAACUACACGGCUACCAUUGACUCCACACACUCCAAAGGAAAUCCCAGCACCUUCCUCCAAAGCCUUCUUCCAGACUCCUGGCACAGUAAUGGAUGGCACCGGCGCCACGCCUGCAGCCCGAAAGCGGGGCUCAGCACAGAGGAGACUUGACAUCAGCCACCCAUCUACCUGUUAGCCAUCGGAUGCUAACAAUGAGCAAUCAGGUGCGCCAUCAAAAGUUAGUGUUUUCCAAAGGCAAGAAAAUACAUUCUUGCAUGCUGAGAUAUGGAAUCUGACCUUUUAAAAUGGCCCCAAAAUUGUUCCUCCUGGUAAAACAGUGCCAUCCUGUGGUCGGAGUUAGCCACUACAAGCCUUAAAUCCCACUCUUGAAUUGAACUCAACCUACGUAAUCCCCUAUCAAAGGCUUAAAUAAUUCCUAUUUAUAUGUUUUAGAUAAUAUAUAUUAAUUACAGUGACUGUAAUGGAAGCACUAAGUGUAUGAUUGAUUUUGUGGCGGUUGUCUUCGUUUGGCCACAUUAGCAAGCUAUUAUAAUGAUAGGCAUGUUUCAUUGGCUGAUUUUAUUUGAAAACAUUACUGUGAAGCUAACUUAAUGAAAAACUGUUUACAGCCUCUGUGUGUUCUACAUCAAUAACCGUAAUGUAUUAUGGUUUGAUGAUGCAUACAGGUACUUGAAUUCUUGUGAUUUUACCAUAGGCGAGAUAUGAAAGUACUGUAAAAAAAAAAAAAAAAAAAAAAGUGUU